CAGCGGCGAACGCUAUGGGUGAGGAGAAGGAGAAGAAGGGGGACGGGGAGAAGAAGAAGAGAGGAGGAAUGGAGGAGGCCGUCGAGGUGAAACUCGACAUGCACUGCGAGGGCUGCGCCCAAAAGGUCCGGAAGGCCGUCAAGAAACUCGAGGGAGUGGAAGCGGUGAGCGUGGAUCCCGCGAACAACAGGCUGAAGGCGAUCGGAAAGGUGGACCCCUGGAAGCUAAAGGAAUUCCUGGAGGCCAAGACCAAGAAGAAGGUCGACUUCAUCUCCCCCAAAGACCCUCCCAAGAAGCCCAAGGGCGACGAGAUGAAGAAGAAGGACGAAGAUGCCAAAGACAAGAACCAGAAGAAAUCAUCCAACGACAAGAAACCCAAACCACCUGCGUCCUCCACGGUGGUGCUCAAGAUUCGCGUCCACUGCGAUGGCUGCAUCCAACGGAUCAAGAGACACAUCCAUAAAAUUAAAGGUGUGGAGGAGGUGACGGUGGACGCGGCGAGGGAUGUGGUCACUGUCAAGGGCACCAUGGACUUGAAGACCCUCCCCGCCGUCCUCGAGGACAGGCUGAAACGCCGCGUCGAGAUCGUUCCUGCGAAGAAGGACGACGGCGGACGCGGCGGCGAGAAAAAGGAGAAGGGCAGCGGAAGUGGAGGAGAGAAGAAGAAGGAAGGCCGUGUAGAGGAGGGAAACAAGGGAGAGACGAGGACGACGGUGGCGGAGGCGAACAAGAUGGAGUACUACGGGCCGCAUGGGGGAUUCGAGGGGUACGGUUACUUCAUGGAGAUGGUUCACGCGCCACAGAUGUUUAGCGACGAGAACCCCAAUGCGUGCUCCGUCAUGUGAAGCCCGUGUGCUCUUUAGACAUUCUAUCGGCAGUUUAUAAACGAGAAAUGUAGAUAACAAUAAUACAAAAGUGGUUGCAGGAAAAAGAAAUCAGAAUGGGGAGAGAGAGAGACAGAGAGAGAGAAGGGAACUUCAUUUUUGUUUAAUGCAUGUGUUCUAUUCUGAAAGUUUUGGAUUUAAGUUUGGAAUUAUACGAAUUCAGCAUGUUACA
Messenger RNA from Musa acuminata subsp. malaccensis (wild Malaysian banana), 1056 nucleotides. RefSeq names its product heavy metal-associated isoprenylated plant protein 3. Gene Ontology annotation, molecular function: metal ion binding. NCBI's taxonomy places the organism in Eukaryota, Viridiplantae, Streptophyta, Magnoliopsida, Zingiberales, Musaceae. The record is from RefSeq and is a predicted model, not a curated record.